Cucumis sativus (cucumber) is the source of this 2254-nucleotide messenger RNA. Its product is annotated as transcription factor bHLH3. Gene Ontology annotation, cellular component: nucleus. Lineage: Eukaryota; Viridiplantae; Streptophyta; Magnoliopsida; Cucurbitales; Cucurbitaceae. Gene Ontology annotation, biological process: regulation of DNA-templated transcription. Gene Ontology annotation, molecular function: DNA-binding transcription factor activity; protein dimerization activity; transcription cis-regulatory region binding. The record is from RefSeq and is a predicted model, not a curated record. The coding region runs from base 490 to 1995 and encodes 501 amino acids. The transcript has a single exon.
AUUGGUGCUUCCAGCGUAGAAAAUAAUAAUAAAUAAAAAUUAUUUAUGCACUCCAGCUUCUAGCAACACAUUCAAGGAGAACGAGAAACCUAGAUUCUAGAUCAGAUAGCCGAAGAAAAGAAAAAUCCAAUCCCUUGUUUCUCUUUUCAUUUUUGACCCAAAUUGAGGCCACCCAUCCUUACAAAUUCAGAUCCCUUUCUAAUUUCAGGUCAGUUUUUCUACUCUGUUCUUCGAGUAUUCUUGGAUUUUUGAUUCAUUUCGUCGCUUCACUGCCUUCACUUUCUUGCUCUCAAUAACUUAAUUUGGAGAAUUACUUGUCGUUUGAAGAGGAAUUCAAAUCGGGGUUUCCUCGAAAUUCAAUUCCAUUUCCAUUUUCUUUGCUUAUUUGAGUCAUUUAGACCUUUUCUUGCUAUGGGGAGGGGAUUUUAGAAUUACAGUGGGAUUGGGUUGCGUUGGGUUCCUUUCUUCUGCUGAUUUCAUUUCUUAAAGAUGGGUGAAAAAUUUUGGGCUAGUGAAGAAACGAGAGUUGUGGUGGAAUCAAUUGUUGGCAGUGAAGCUUGUGAGUUCUUGAUUUCAUUGGCAUCUAUCAAUAUCUUACCGCAAGACUCCUUGCAAUUUUCUCUUGGUGAUUCAAGUGUGAAUCAAGGGUUAAGCCAAGUUUUGGAUGGUUCAAGUUGGAAUUAUGCAAUCUUUUGGCGUGUGGUUACCUUGAAAUCUGGGGCUUUGGCUUUGAUUUGGGGUGAUGGGAACUGUAACGAUUCAAAGAUUGAGAUUGGAAUUUCUAGUGUGGAUGUUCAAGGAGGGAAGAAAGAGGAAUUGAAGACGCAAGUGCUUCAAAUGCUUCAAUCUUCAUUUGGUCGGUCUGAUGAAGAUGGAUAUGGAGCAAGGAGAGAUGAAGCAUCGGAUAUCGAGAUGCUUUACUUAACUUCCAAGUAUUACAAGUUUAUGUGCGACUCUGGGAGCAGUCUUGGGGAGUCCUACAAAUCCGGUAAGUCUAUAUGGGCUUCAGAUGUAACGAGUUGUUUGCGUAAUUACCAAUCGAGAGGUUUUCUAGCUAAAGUGGCUGGUUUCCAGACAUUGGUGUUUGUACCAGUGAAGUUGGGAGUUGUUGAACUUGGAUCUACUAAAUCAAUUCCUGAAGAUCAGGGUGUUCUAGAGUUGGUUAGAGCUUCCUUUGGGGGAUCAAUUACUGCCCAAUUGAAGGCAUUUCCAAGGAUCUUUGGACACGAACUAAGUUUAGGUGGAACAAAACCUCGAUCGCUUAGUAUUAAUUUUUCACCGAAGUUGGAAGAUGAUACUAAUUUUUCAUCAGAAGGUUAUGAGCUGCAAGGUUUAGGUGGUAAUCAUAUAUUUGGGAACUCUUCAAACGGUUGCCGAGGUGAUGAUAAUGAUGCAAAAAUGUUUCCACAUGGAAACCAAGAAGUUGUGGGGGGUUUCAAUGCUCAAACAAGGCUUUCGACUAUGGAGUUCCCGAGGGAUGAGUCGUCUCCUCAAGGAGAUGAUAGAAAACCUAGAAAGAGAGGGAGAAAACCUGCUAAUGGGAGAGAAGAACCGUUGAAUCAUGUGGAAGCUGAGCGACAGAGACGUGAGAAACUUAACCAACGAUUCUAUGCAUUAAGAGCUGUUGUCCCAAAUAUCUCUAAGAUGGACAAGGCUUCUCUGCUUGGCGAUGCUAUUACCUAUAUUACUGAUCUCCAAAUGAAAAUCAAGGUUAUGGAGACUGAAAAACAAAUCGCCAGUGGCAGGGAGAAAAACACAGAGAUCGAUUUUCACGCAAGAGAAGAGGAUGCUGUUGUGAGGGUGAGUUGUCCAUUGGACUUGCACCCUGUUUCUAAAGUAAUCAAAACAUUUAGGGAACAUCAAAUUGAAGCUCAAGAAUCUAACGUCACAACCAGCACUGACAAUGACAAAGUUAUUCACUCGUUCUUCAUUAGAACUGAAGGUGGUGCUGCAGAACAAUUGAAGGAGAAGCUGGUGGCUGCCCUAUCAAAAUGAUGUUAUAUGUAAAGUACCACUUCUAUAAAUAUAUAGAGCGAAGGCUUCACAUGUUGAUUUUCACGUUGUUCUAUAUGACUAGUUUAUAUACUUUGUUGUAUUAAAAUGUGGAAAUUGCCUUUUAGUGAAGUUUGUAAAAGCCAAAUUACAUUCUUCCUCUGUUUGUUUAUAGUAUCUAGAUGUGCCAUGUUCUGUAUUGGAUUGAUAAUUAAUAUAAGUUAAAACAUCAGUUAUUAAUUGAACUAUGUUUAAACCUUCA